This is a messenger RNA of Penicillium malachiteum, 441 nucleotides long. RefSeq lists its product as uncharacterized. NCBI's taxonomy places the organism in Eukaryota, Fungi, Ascomycota, Eurotiomycetes, Eurotiales, Aspergillaceae. The transcript has 2 exons. The record is from RefSeq and is a predicted model, not a curated record. The coding region runs from base 1 to 441 and encodes 146 amino acids.
AUGGCGAAGGAGACGCCCUCACUUCCUCAUUCUGAUACCGCUGGGCAGAACCUAGCCACUCAUGAAGCCGGUCCUAGCUUCAUGGCAGAAAUGCUUAUUAUAAGAGAACUGUUGGAUGACACACAUGACAGGCUUGGGCGGCUUGAAUCCUAUCAACAGAAGAGAAAUCCCAUGGACGAGGGUGAUAUCCGAGCUGAUACAAUAAUGCUGAAUGAGUGCAAGUUUGGGAGAACUAGCAUAGAAUGGCAAUCCCUCGAGAAACUCUUAUGGCCUAACCCCAAAUGGAAUGGAGCGUCUUGGGACGCGGAUAUCCUCUUCAGGCAUGCCGAGGAAACAUUCAAAGUCGAGCAGAUUACGAAGAGAGGUGAAAGUAUUAUUGGUUUACUACGGGAAGAAAGAUAUGAAGAAGCUGAGGAGCCGCGUCAAAGCUUUUGGCUAUGA